GAGAAGAGGGCAGCAUCUCCUGCCACACCUGGACUCAGGCAGGGCCCUGAGAGCCGCUGGUCUCCAGGCUAAGCUGGUGGUGUCAUGGGGGCGCUGGUUCUAGCCCUGUGGGCUCUGCUGACGUCUUUGGACCCUGCUAGCGGAGUCAGAGAGCCAGGGAAGAACCUGAGCUGCUACCAGUGCUUCAAGGUCAGGAGCCCGGAGUUUUGCUUGCCUACAGCGUGCUCCUCCACUGACCAGGUCUGCGUCUCCCACAAGUUGAUCAUCACCCUGAGACUACGGGUAAAGAUCCUGCUCAGCAAGCGCUGUGCCCCCAGGUGCCCCAACACCAACAUGGAGUUCAAAUGGCUGUCAGACUCCAGGGAGCUCAGCAAGAUUGUCCGGCAGUGCUGCUCCAGAUCUCUUUGCAACGGGGCCCCCGCCCCUCAGGAGGGCCCCUGGGCCCUCUCCCGGGGGCUCCUGCUUCAGGUGGGCCUCAGCCUCCUCUGGGUCCUGCUGUGAGCACCUUCCCUCAGCCCAAAGCGCACC
Cervus elaphus (red deer) is the source of this 528-nucleotide messenger RNA. RefSeq names its product lymphocyte antigen 6 family member L (gene LY6L). Bases 85 to 501 code for a protein of 138 amino acids. The record is from RefSeq and is a predicted model, not a curated record. NCBI's taxonomy places the organism in Eukaryota, Metazoa, Chordata, Mammalia, Artiodactyla, Cervidae. The transcript has 4 exons. Gene Ontology annotation, cellular component: plasma membrane.